CCUAUUGUAGUUCCCCACACACUAAUCCUCCAAUGGCUUCACAACUCAUCCUCUUCCUCUCCUUCCUCUUUCUCUCAUUUUCCACUAAUAUUGCAUAUCGCUCUGAGCAUGAGAUCAAGCUCCUUUAUGAAGGUUGGCUGGUUGAAAACCAUAAGAACUACAAUGACCUCUUUGAGAAGGAAAAGAGAUACAGCAUCUUCAAAGAUAACCUUAAGUACAUCGAUGAGCACAAUUCCGGCAACCACUCAUACGCUCUCGGUCUCACCGUCUUUUCCGAUCUCACCAAUGAUGAGUAUCGGAGUACUUAUCUAGGGUUUCUGCCCCCAGGAAUAAACAUGGGCCUCAAGAAGAGUAAUAGGUAUCUCUUCAACGGCCAUGAGUCUUUGCCUGACUCCAUUGAUUGGAGAAAAAAGGGAGCUGUCACCCCAGUGAAAAACCAAAGACAGUGUAACAGUUGUUGGGCGUUUACUGCAAUUGCAUCUAUAGAAGGGGUGAACAAAAUUGUUACAGGAAAAUUGAUAUCAUUAUCAGAACAAGAACUACUAGAUUGUUAUCAAAAGAAUUGCGAUCCCGGGAACACGAAUGAGGCAUUUGAGUUCAUCAUCAAAAAUGGCGGAAUCGAUACAGAGGAAGACUAUCCAUAUAAAUCACAUUAUGUUGGAUGUAAUUUAAAUAAGUUAAAAAGAAAAGUUGUGACUAUCGAUGAUUAUGAGGUUGUUCCUCAAAAUAGUGAAGAUAGCUUGAAGAAGGCUGUAGCUCACCAGCCUGUUAGUGCUGCAAUUGAUGCCAAUAGCGAUGCCUUUCAAUUUUAUCAAAAGGGAGUACUCACUGGAAAUUGUGGGACAGAUAUAGAUCAUGGUGUCACAAUAGUAGGUUAUGGUAGUGAAAAUGGCAAAGAUUAUUGGCUCAUUAAAAACUCAUAUGGGCCUAAUUGGGGAGACUCGGGGUAUGUAAAAAUUCAACGUAAUUCUCAUCAACCUGAAGGGAAAUGUGGCAUUGCUAUGUAUCCAAGUUAUCCCAUAAAAACAAAGCCAAAGGACAACGACAAUCUACUUGAAGAGAAGGCAGUGGAAGACACUCAUGCAGAUUGGCCUAAAACUGAUGCUGAAAGCAAGAUAGCCAUAGAAUGAUGAGUUAGUUGGAUUUGUAGAGAAUAAAGGACUGCUAAUUAAUUAAUAAUGUUUGUAUUAUCAUGCAGUCUUGUACCCUCCCUUAACUUAUCAUGGGCGUUAUAUGUCUUAUAUCUAUGUUAGUUUCUAGUUUUCUAA
Molecule: messenger RNA, 1268 nt
Organism: Dioscorea cayenensis subsp. rotundata (Guinea yam)
Lineage: Eukaryota; Viridiplantae; Streptophyta; Magnoliopsida; Dioscoreales; Dioscoreaceae
Product: zingipain-2-like
Exons: 5
Coding region: 33-1130 (365 amino acids)
Cellular component (GO): lysosome
Molecular function (GO): cysteine-type endopeptidase activity
Source: RefSeq, a predicted model, not a curated record